UCCUCUCUCAGGAAGGGUGCCCAUAAUGCGGAAAUCCCAGAAACAAUCGACCCAUGUGUGUUAAUUAGUAAAUGCUUUCUCUGAUCCGAGUCCAUAGCGGAUAUAUUGUUACACGCAGCUUUAACGGGAAGAAAUUUGAUGAAGUUGAGAGUUGAUUGAGGAACUCUAUUGAUCUGACCCGCCACUUGGAGCUGCGUCUUCGUUAGACACGGUUGUGAGGAUGCUCUGGUGGUGUCUAGUCCUCAUUUUGCUGGUGCCCCCCGGGGAUACUUCCGGGUUCCCUUGUUAUGGUUGUUCUAGAGACUUGCGAAGAAGAAACCAACAGAAGCGACAAUCGCUUACACGAGAGUGCACGAGUCCAUGUGAAUGUCCUUUCCGGAAACUGACCUGUAACUAUGGCGUCAGUCGCCUUAGAGACGGAUGUGGCUGCUGUAUGAUGUGCGCGCGCCAGUUAGGAGACAUCUGUAGUAAGCAGAAUCUGUGUGAGCCUACUCGGAGUCUGUACUGUGACAUUCCGCGAUACUCCAGCAUCGGCAUCUGUAGGGCCUUGCACCCAAAGUCCUGUAAUGUAAAUGGCGUAAAAUACAAAGAUGGCGCCCAGUUCCAGUUGGGUUGCAGUAGGAUGUGUACUUGUCAGAACGGUAAUUAUGGGUGUGCCGACUUAUGUCCCCAAGAACAUAUCCCACCCUCCGACAAAUUCUGUAAAAACGCCAGACUGGUCAGUGUUAGUGGCACAUGCUGCAAAGAAUGGUCAUGUGACCUGGCAAACGUCACGAAUAAAUCGCCAAGGCAUGCCAUGUUAAAAGGCGCCAACCUGCUGGUUAUGUCAGAAGAAGCCAUGAAAACAAUAAAUAUAACUGAAAAAGAGCCCAAAUGUUCCAAAGAGUGGUCUCCUUGCUCUGUUUCGUGUGGCUAUGGUCUGUCGCAUAGAUAUGGAUCAGAAACGUGUGACGUCAUCAAAGAUACCCGGAUUUGUUAUCCUAGACCCUGCGACACAUCAAAUAUUAAACCGAAAAAGAGGUGUAAGCCAACAUUUCGAAUAACUAAGAAAGAACAUAUUGUUCAAGAAGAGGGCGACAAAAUUUGCAAAAGUGUGAGGAAAUACAGACUGAAAUUUUGUAGUACAUGCGCACAAAACCAGUGCUGUUUUCCAUGGAAGACUAGCACACGUAUGUUGGAAUUUAAGUGCAGUGACGACAGUUAUAAGUAUUUGAAAUAUUCCUGGACUAAAAGGUGCAAAUGUGAAAAAGAGUGUCCAAAACCAACUUUCGUUAAAAAAUGAAAGUUGAAUUCUUGUGAUUAUAUAGUGUAUAUAUUUGGUUUAUGCUGAGAGUAAUUUAUUUUGCAUUCUGACAACGAAAUAUCUAUUUUUGUAUUUUUGUAUAUACAUGUAUUUAUUCUUUCUAUCUAUUUCCAUGCUUUCU
This is a messenger RNA of Saccostrea echinata, 1424 nucleotides long. Its product is annotated as CCN family member 2-like. Gene Ontology annotation, biological process: cell adhesion; signal transduction. Bases 221 to 1282 code for a protein of 353 amino acids. NCBI's taxonomy places the organism in Eukaryota, Metazoa, Mollusca, Bivalvia, Ostreida, Ostreidae. The transcript has 5 exons. Gene Ontology annotation, molecular function: heparin binding; integrin binding. Gene Ontology annotation, cellular component: extracellular region; extracellular matrix. The record is from RefSeq and is a predicted model, not a curated record.